Bicyclus anynana (squinting bush brown) is the source of this 3088-nucleotide messenger RNA. RefSeq names its product transmembrane emp24 domain-containing protein 5. Lineage: Eukaryota; Metazoa; Arthropoda; Insecta; Lepidoptera; Nymphalidae. The coding region runs from base 239 to 922 and encodes 227 amino acids. Gene Ontology annotation, biological process: intracellular protein transport; endoplasmic reticulum to Golgi vesicle-mediated transport; Golgi organization. The record is from RefSeq and is a predicted model, not a curated record. Gene Ontology annotation, cellular component: Golgi apparatus; endoplasmic reticulum-Golgi intermediate compartment; COPII-coated ER to Golgi transport vesicle. The transcript is spliced from 6 exons.
CAAAAUUUAGGCGCCAUCAUUUUACAAAUUUCAAUUUGACAUUCAAGUCAAAACAUUGUUUUGUGAAAAUAUUUUCGUCUGAACAUCUCUGCUUAUCUCUAAAUUAAAAACAGACACGACGGCUGAACUAUAAAUAAACAUCUUACUCAUUUCGGCCGUGAAUUUUAGACUUUAUGUGCUGUAUUCAAUAAACUAAAGUAGUGCUUGCGGUAAUAAUUUUACGACGAUACUUUACAAAAUGUUGUGCAUAUUAUUAACAGUUGUUGUUGGUACAGUUCUCGCGUACGAAAAAGAUAUGACUUUUACUGUGCAAGCUGGUAAAAUGGACUGCUUCUACCAAAAGGUUUUGGCUAACGAAAUAAUUGAUAUCGAGUAUCAGGUCAUAGACGCGACGCACGGCGAGCUGGACAUAUCGUUCCAGAUGACUGACCCCGAGGGUCGCUCCAUAGUGGCUGACUACAAAAAGCCAGACAACGCUCACCGACACACCGCCGCCAUAGAGGGGGACUACAGGCUGUGCUUCGACAACACUUUCAGCACCUUUAGCGAGAAAACUGUAUUCUUCGAUCUGAUGGUAGACUCGGAGGAGCCAGAAGUCAAGGACUAUGACGAGGAUAAAGAGAUGGAAUUGGGGAGCUCAGCAGAGAGCUACAUGAUGAGGGUCAAAGACAUAUCGGACUCCGUGAGCAAGCUCAAGGAGCACGUGUCGGCGGCGCGCCGGCUCCAGGAGCUGCUGUCAGCACACGAGGCGAGGGACAGGAACCUGGCCGAGGACAUGUGCGACAGGGUCCUGAAGUGGUCUCUGGGACAGAUUAUUUUCAUGACAGUCAUUGGUGUCACACAGGUGUAUUUCUUGAAGAAUCUAUUUGAAGAUCCAAAUAACAGGUACCAAAAAAUGGUUCCGAACUUUAUGUCUCGAUGAUAGGAAAUCUUACGUUUUUAAUUAAAUAAUAAACAGAAACAAAUUAAAUGUUCAUUAGAUGUGGAAUCCGGAUAACUUUCAACCCUAGUGGGUAAAGUGAAAUUUUGCACAUCUAGUAAGAAAAUUUUCUUUAUGUACAUCACAAAGAGAGCCUUUUUUGGCUUUAUUCUUGUUAUUAUAAUAAUUUGAUAAUUUUAAUAUAAAUACAAAAUUAAUGUAAAUGAAUCUCAUAAAUUCUAUAUACUCUAUAGAGUACAUAAUAAAAUCAAAGUAUAGUGCGACAUAAAAUAGUAGAAGUGAAUAAAAAUGGAACUAAUUUUGUUGUGUGGCAACACCACAUUCACUGUCAUUAUCACAUAGAUCUGUCAAUAUAGAGCAACCAAUUAUUAUUGAUAAUUGUAUCAGAUUAUAGAAAUAAUAGUUGAAAUUCGGUUAAUUGCCAGACAAAUUACAAUGAAUAUCAUUAAUUAAGAUUACAUUUGCUUUUGAAUGUAAUUAAUGUAAAUCAUAAAAUCUUAGUACUUAUAACAUGAUGAUUAGGGCUAAAUAGUGAUGUUAGUAUUUUCCAAAUAUAUUUAUUAAUUAAUUUAUAUUAGAUAGUAAAAUUAUUUUCAACGGAACAUCUUAUUUAAAAUAAGCAUAUUAUAUUAUCUACGUAGAGAAUAAAAUAUCAAUUAACAAGGUAGUUGCAGUCACAAGUGGAUGACAGUACACAGUGUUACCAUAUGAACGACAAUAAGUGACUACAGCGCCCUCUUUUAUUUUCUACUUUUUGUCGCACUAUACAGGUGAUUUUAUGCUAUAGACUAAUAUGGUUGAUAAUUUGUAAGCAAAGAGUCAGUAUAUUUAGUAAAAGCCAGUUAGGUAAACCAAAGAAUUAUAUUAUGGUAGGUGUUCAGAAAUUUCUCAUAUUAAAUUUUUGUUAUUUGGAAUCAACUAGUAGUAUAAAAAUAAGUAAAUUACUAUAAAAAGUGCUUUAAUCUACGGAACCCUACAUAACGCGUGGCCCGACACGCACUUGGCCGACUUUUUUGGUCAGGCUAUUAUACUAAGAAGCUUAUAAUUAUUUCAUCUGCGGAGUUCAUGUUCCCUAGGGAAUAAGGGGAUAAAAUAUAGCUUAUGACACUUGCAAAAAUUGCACUUGCAAUAAUAUUAUUAGUAAAAGAAUUUUCAAAAUCGGUUUAGUAGAUCCAGAGAUUACCCCCACAAACUUACAUUACCACAAACUUUACCUCUAUAUUAUAGACUAAUGGUGAUUUUGAGUGUGUUUUUCUAUACCCAAGAUUUAUGCUGGAAAAUAGUUUUAGAAUUUUUUUGGCAAUAACCCAGUGAUCUGAGUCAAAUAUUACAUGUAAUAUUAAAACAAACAUAAUCAUGAUUAUAUUUGUUUUUCCACCUAAGUUUUGGAGUGGACAGGGGAUGUCUUUCAAGACAUUGUGGUAUUGCAAUCUCCAUUAGGAUUAAUAUAAAAUUCUUGCCUCUACAUUUCAUAUUAUAUAAGUACUAAUAUUUUAAACAGGCAAGUUUGAUUUUUUGUGUGUCUGUUUGUGACUCAAAAAAUAAUCGAUCGAUUUUGAAAUUUUCCUCACCAAUGAAAAGCAACAUUAUCAGCUAGUAGCACAUGCUAAAGUUUAUCUUCGUACUCCCACAGGAAUGGUAACUAUGCAGGUAAAACUAGGGCCGUCUGCAAAUACAGCUCGUGCGGAUUAACUUGACACCUGGCUCGAAUGAUGUUUGUACUGUGUUUGGUAGCCAGGUGUCAAGUUAAUAUGUACCUACGAGUAAGCUUGUAGAGUGCACAAGUAAAUCUGCGCGCGAAUGGCGGCGCAAUUAUGAUGCCAGCGUUAGUGAUCUCUUUCACCCGCCAAGAGAUAGAUAGAGAUAGACAACAAGAUAACGUCACUUUGGAUUAGUUCCGAUUUUGGCCACGCGCAAACUUAACGGGCGCGCACUCGUAAGUUAAUUGUUGUAGACGGUGAAGUAAAGUUGACACUUGGUGUUGCCUUAGCACAAAAUAUGACAACUUAAGAUUUUGUAUUUCUGUAAUCUUGUAUACUGAAGGGCACGAUUUAUGACAAAUGCCUUGUGUUCCUUCAAAAUGAAUGUUAUAGCUCAAUUUUUGUAAAUAUUUUUGUAAGUAAUAAAAAUUAUUUGAAAUUAGAAAAU